AUGUCCGCCCCCGACGUCGUGACCGGCAGCUGUCUCUGCCAGACAGUCCGCUACAAAGUGACCGGCGCCCCCAAAACAACCGUCGUCUGCCACUGUGAGAGCUGUCGCAAAGCCUCGGCAUCUGCCUUCAUGGCAAACAGCCUCUACCUGAAAGAUCAACUACAGGUUCUUACAGGAGAAGAUGCUCUGAGGGUUUACGAGGACAAGAGCACGGGAUCGGGAAAACCGUUGUCGAGAUCAUUUUGCUCCAACUGUGGUUCAUCCUUGUUCAUCAGCAGCGAGUCCCUAAGCCCUAAUAUGGUGACGAUCACCUCCGGGACAAUGGAUCUAGGGCCUUCGAAGAGCGAGUGGGAGCCCAAGAUGGAGGUCUUUUGUGCGAAGCGGAGAGAGUGGGUUGCACCUGUCGAGGGGACAGUGAAGCUCAAUGCUAUGAUGUAG
Molecule: messenger RNA, 438 nt
Organism: Aspergillus viridinutans
Lineage: Eukaryota; Fungi; Ascomycota; Eurotiomycetes; Eurotiales; Aspergillaceae
Product: GFA family protein
Exons: 2
Coding region: 1-438 (145 amino acids)
Molecular function (GO): carbon-sulfur lyase activity
Source: RefSeq, a predicted model, not a curated record